This is a messenger RNA of Ambispora gerdemannii, 137 nucleotides long. NCBI's taxonomy places the organism in Eukaryota, Fungi, Glomeromycota, Glomeromycetes, Archaeosporales, Ambisporaceae. The record is from the annotation of a GenBank genome assembly.
UUUUCUUCCUUUUUUUGUGAACUAUGUGACAAAGAGGAUGGACCUGUGAGUGACGUGUUUGUGAGAGAUGUUUUGAGCUUUGAAGAAAGUAGUGAGUUUCUGAGACACAAAGCCUUUAAAGAUUUUGAUGAAACCAG